UUUGCCUCCUCCAAACAAAACCACCAUGGACAUGAUGAGCCCCACCACCGCCUUCGAGGCCAAUAUGUGCCCCGAUCUCAAGCGUAUGCACAGCGAGUCGGAUGUCUACCGCUGCACAGAAGCGGGCUGCCACCGCGAGUUCAACCGCAAGUACACGCUCGCCGAGCACGUCAAGACGCACACCGGUGAGCGUCCCCAUCUGUGCCCUGUUCCUACCUGCGGCAAGCGCUUCAGUACGUCCGGCAACCUCUCGCGCCACAAGCGGCUGCACGGCUACAUUGAGCCGCUCAAGUGCCCCGUUCAGGGCUGUAUCUGCACCUUCCCGAGCAACAUCAAGCUCGAGAAGCACAUGAAGUUCCACUACGGAAGCGACGUCAAGGUGUGUCUGGUUCCUGGCUGUGGUAAGACCUUCACCACGACGGGCAACCUCAACCGUCACCGAAAGAACCACCACGGCAUUGCUACCGCUGGCUGCACGAGCCCCACGUCGUCUAAGGUCACCGUCGUUGGCAGCCCUACCGCCGCCGAGCAGUGGAUCCCGACGGCGCCUCUCGAUGACUUUACCCUCUGGUCAGAUACCCUCAGUGCCGAGCUUGAUUUUACUGAGACGGCCACCAACCAGGACCUGCUGGAAGCUCUCGAGUCUUUCCUCGACGAGGACGAGCCACUGCAGUUCUAAAGAGUAGCUGACGUCGUUCGACGCCGUGAAGACCGGCGUCCUAUUUUAUUCUGAGUAGCACGAAUGUAAGUUAAAACAAUCCAACGCCUUCAAAACAACGAA
Phytophthora nicotianae INRA-310 is the source of this 781-nucleotide messenger RNA. RefSeq lists its product as hypothetical. The coding region runs from base 26 to 679 and encodes 217 amino acids. Gene Ontology annotation, molecular function: DNA-binding transcription factor activity, RNA polymerase II-specific; RNA polymerase II cis-regulatory region sequence-specific DNA binding. The transcript has a single exon. Gene Ontology annotation, cellular component: nucleus. Gene Ontology annotation, biological process: regulation of transcription by RNA polymerase II. The record is from RefSeq and is a predicted model, not a curated record. NCBI's taxonomy places the organism in Eukaryota, Oomycota, Peronosporomycetes, Peronosporales, Peronosporaceae.